Chironomus riparius is the source of this 3654-nucleotide messenger RNA. The record is from the annotation of a GenBank genome assembly. Lineage: Eukaryota; Metazoa; Arthropoda; Insecta; Diptera; Chironomidae.
UAUAAAAGUGAAAAAAUAAAACAUUUCCAAUAAUUUUAAACAAAAGUGAAAACAAAAACUGCAUAAAUGAAAUUUUAGUUUCAGAAUUCAUAUUUAAAAAAAUCAGAAAACCGAGUGAAAGAAAUUUUCCACAGUAUUGAAUACACUUCCGAAAAAUAUUUGAAACGGGAGCAAUGAAAUAUUUCUAUAAAUUUAACAUAAACAAAAAUUUUCACUUAAAUUGAACUAUAGAAGCAAACAAAACGAAUUUGAAGUACAAUAUCCAAUAAAAUAUGUGAAAAAUGACUGUUCAGUUGUGAAAUAAAAAGAACAAUAAAAGUUUAUAAAAAUUUGCAGCGAACUAUUCUCAGGAUUUUAGUUGCAUGUCCUUUAAAGCCUUUGAUACAAAAAUAUGAGAAAUUUCCAAACGAAUCUCUUAAAAGCCUUCAAAUGAGCUCCGCCACAUCAAAAAUGAGCAUCAGAAAAUUUUGUUGCUGUUUUAGUUUAGAAUUUGGUGCAUUUAUGAUUGGAAUUGUUCGACUAAUUUGGGCGUGCAUUGAUGGAUUUGCCAAAAUCACUGGAGGAUUUACUCUUUUGUUUAAUGAAUAUCAAAAUAAAGCAGACGCAAUUCGAUCAAUUUAUUUUGGAAUUUAUAUACUUAUGGCCUAUGGAUUAAGUUCGGCGUUGCUUGUGUCUGGCGUUUUAAAGAAUGACUUUAUCAACCAGAUGCUUUCUGAAAUUCAGUAUGAGAAUGCAUAUCAACUUGGUUAUGUGACUUCAAAUAUUAAUAAAAAGAUCAGCAUAGAAACUUCCACAUUUUUUAUGCUUGACUCUUGCAUGGAUUAUGCUUCAAUUCACUUUAAAAUUAGUUUAGAUAAUUAUUUCAAAAAAUACCUACGAUUUUUGAUUUACAUUCAUGAUUGUGGACUGGAAUCCAUUUUAAAUAACCUCAAAGAACUUAUUCCAACACAAAAGCUUUCAUUCAUGCAAAGUAAAAUGGAAGUCUUUGAAUUUUUACUCAUAAAUGAUGGAGAUUUUCUUUAUGUUGCGACAAUUGAAUGGUUUACAGAAGCAACUUGCAACGAGCCACAAUUAAAAGUUUUAAAUUCAUUUAAUAAAAUUACACAAAAUUGGAAUAAAACAUUAGAAAAUUAUGAAAAGUUUCAGGACUUUUAUAAAUGUGAAUUAAAAUUAGGCUUGAAUAUAAACGAUGGAUUUAUUUGCUGGGGUUCCAUGAAACCAGUUAGCAAGAAUCAAAAAAUAAUAGAAACAUUUGGGGUAAUACCGGAAAUGUUUCAGAUUAUUUCAAAAUUAUACAAUUUUCAAGCUGCAGUCAGUACAAGCAAUGAAAUAAAUGACGUGGAUGUGUACGUUGAUAUGAAAAGAGUAUUAGCAAUAUCUGAAAGCUGGUUGCAUAUGACAUCAACAUUUUUGGAAGUUCGUGACAUGAUUGUAACUACUCCAGGCGAGCUUUACACACCGUAUGAGAAACUUUGGUUACCUUUUGAUGAAACGACAUGGAUUUUACUUUUGUCAACAUUUUUGUUGGCAUUUAUUUGCAUUUUUCUAGUCAAUUACAUGCCAAAGUUCAUCCAAAAGCGAAUAUUUGGCCAACUAGAAAUGUAUGAAUUUCUUCUCAUUAAUGAUGAAAAUAUUAUUAAUUUGGUGACAAUUGAAUGGUUUACAGUAACUGCUUGCAAUGACCCACAACUAAUAAUUUUAAAUUCAUUUAACAAAACCACUCAAAAAUGGGACAAAAAAUUAAAAAUUCAUGAAAAAUAUCAAAAAUUUCAUGAAUGUGAGCUCAAAUUAGGUUUAAUUACAACAAAUACAAACUUAUGCUGGGGAUCAAAGAAGCCACACGAUAUUAAAGCAUAUGGAAUUAUACCAGAAAUGUUUGAAAUUGCAUCAAAAAUGGCAAAUUUUAAACCUUUCAUAAGCAAUACUAACGACGUAGAAGAUGUUGAUGUGUACAUUGAUGUAAAAAGAAUUUCAACUUCACUUCUUGGUUUUGUACACUUUACAUCAACAUUUUUGGAAAUUAGUGAUGUCAUUGUUGCUACGCCUGGAGAACGUUACUCAUCUUAUGAGAAACUUUGGCUACCUUUUGAUGGCACGACAUGGAUCUUGUUGAUUUUGACAUUUUUAAUGGCUUUUAUUGGCAUUUUUGUGAUUAAUCGAAUGCCAAUAUUUAUUCAGCAAAGAGUUUACGGUGAAAAAAAUCAGACGCCAGCAAUAAAUGUCAUUAGUGCAUUUUUUGGUCUAGCACAUUAUAAACUACCAAUGAGACACAUUCCACGGUUCAUUCUCAUCAUGUUUAUCUUCUUUUGCUUAAUUUUUCGAACAUGCUAUCAAAGUAAACUUUUUGAUUUUAUGACGAGUGAGCCGAGACGACCACCACCAAAGUCUAUAUUAGAUUUAAAGGAUAAAGGUUAUAAAGUUCUGUCACAUCUUCCAGAAGAAUUUCUUACAUCCCUACUCGAAGAUGAUGAGUCUGUGUGGCCUCCUGUGCAAAUAGUUGAUGAAGAUAUAUUGAGUAUUUAUUUGCAAACAUAUUCCCAAAACGCAACAGCAAAACUGGCACUAAUUAUACAAUCAAUGACUCUUGAUCUUUAUUAUAUUCAUUAUGGAGAUCAUGGAAAAUGGCAUAAGAUACCCGAUUAUACAUUUCAAGUCACUCAAACAGGAUUUGUUAUUGCUGCAAAUAAUUUCAUGUUUCAGAUUUUUAAUCAAAUCACACAAAGGCUUACAUCAACAGGACUAAUGAAUCACAUGGUUCAAAAAUGCUUCAACUUUCAGAAAAAUGAAACGACUAUUGAAUGGUUUACAGAAAUUCUAUGUAAUCAACCGCAGUUUGAAAUUUUAAACUCAUUCAAUAAAGUGACGCAAAAAUGGCAGAACAAAUUAAAAAAUUAUGUCAAGUUUCAAGAUUUUCAUGGAUGUGAAUUAAAAGUUAUACUUCCUCGCGACUUACUUGUUUGGGGAUCCAUUAUUAAUGAUCAAGGUGUCACAUUUGGUUUAAUUCCGAACCUAAUUACAACAAUGUCAAAGAAUUUUAAUUUCGACGUAUCUUUUCAUGAAGUACAUCUAGGUUUUUAUGAUUUUGAAAUUUAUGUUGAGGUCAGUCAUUUAGCUAGCUUGACAUAUACCAACGAGAUCCAUAUGACUUCAUCAUUUACUGAAGUUCGUGAAAUCAUUUUAGCAACACCUGGUGAUCUUUAUUCGUCUUAUGAAAAGCUUUUACUACCAUUUGAUGACGUUACUUGGAUGUUACUUCAUUUUACAUUCUUAGCAGCAUUUUUUGCCAUUUUUUGGAUAAACUUUUUUCCAAAAUUUCUUAAGGAACGACUUUUUGGUGAAAAUGUUCGAACACCAGCAUUAAAUAUCGUCAGCACAUUUUAUGGAAUUCCACAAUUUAAGUUAUCUAAUAAGCAUAUUCCUCGGUUCAUUCUCAUCAUGUUUGUCUUCUUUUGUUUGAUUUUUCGAACUUGUUAUCAAAGCAAGUUGUUUGAAUUUGUAACAAGUGAACCGAGACGUGCACCACCAAAGACAAUUGACGAUUUAUGGAAGAGAAAUUAUACAUUAUAUUUGGAAGAAGAUGAGUCUAAUAAGCGAAUUUAUAAAAUCAUCAAGAAUGAUUCUCAAAAAUGGCAAGUUUUAAACAAAAAAAAAUAA